Messenger RNA from Dalotia coriaria, 2686 nucleotides. RefSeq names its product ATP-binding cassette sub-family G member 1-like. Gene Ontology annotation, biological process: transmembrane transport. Gene Ontology annotation, molecular function: ABC-type transporter activity; ATP hydrolysis activity; ATP binding. Gene Ontology annotation, cellular component: membrane. Lineage: Eukaryota; Metazoa; Arthropoda; Insecta; Coleoptera; Staphylinidae. The transcript is spliced from 9 exons. Bases 727 to 2445 code for a protein of 572 amino acids. The record is from RefSeq and is a predicted model, not a curated record.
CAGAAGAAUAGUGAGAUACGUGCGAGUGGGCUCGCGCAUUCCUCUUCCUCGAUGGCCGUCUUGCAUCUUUAUCACCGGCGAUGCAUUUAAACAUAAUCGCCGCAUUGUUCACCUGCAGUUUGCAGUCGCAUCUCGUACACACACGUCGGCCAUCUUUGCGGUCACCCGGUGUCGAUUCCCAACCGCAUCAAAAACACACAACAAGAAUAAAAAAUUAUGGCGUACCUCGUGCUGGUCUUGAUCAUUCUCCAACUGGGCCUGCUUUGGAUUAUUCACGCGUGGAAUUUGCUCGCUUAAUAUUCACACAUCGAUGUUUAAUAUUUAUCUAUUCGUUGCUAUAUUCUAAACACUUGCUUCACGCUAACUUUUCACUUGCUCUUGUAGGUUGCAAAGUUGCAGUUUUGCGCGUUCAAGUUUCAGUUCCGUUUAGUUCUUUGCACCGUCAAGUCGUAAUCCGCGUCAUUAUGAUUGAAAUUUCAACGCGUUUAUAUGCCGGAUGAAUAUUUGCAUGUGAUUCCAUUUCUAUUGUAUUCGUUUUCGGUUUGGUUUUCAUCGGUUGGUCGGUUAGUUUUCGUUCGUCAAAACAGCAGAUGAUAUCGCACAACGCACGAGUCAGCUUGGCUCGUUUCAUCAUUGCAGCGCGAUAAAAACGCGAGAGAUUAAUCAUCGCCGAUUUCAGUUUCGUUACGGUUUUGCUUUCGCGCGUGCUUGCAGCGAGUGGUGAAAAUGUGCGCGCUCGAAUUUUCCGAAAUUACCUACACUGUCACAUCACUAAAUGGCACUAAAAAGAACAUCCUCCAUGAUAUCAACGGUUACUUUCCAGCGGGAAGGCUUAUCGCCAUUAUGGGCCCGUCUGGCGCCGGUAAAUCUUCCCUGCUUAAUAUCCUGACAGGCUUCAGGACGAAAAAUGUCUCCGGCAAAGUGCGCAUCGAUAGCGUCGAGCGUAAUGUGAAAGACUUUAAAAAAGUCUCUUGCUACAUCACGCAGGACGAUAAUCUCUGCGACUAUCUUACCGUCGCGGAGAAUAUGAUGUAUGCUGCGGAUUUUAAAUUGGGACCCGGUGAUAAUUACGAGUCGAAAUUAUGUCAGGUGAAUGAAAUCUUGAUUUCUUUGGGUUUGUACGACCAAAGAGACACAAUGACAGGACGAUUAUCCGGAGGAGAAAAGAAACGCUUGUCAGUCGCUCAAGAAAUGCUUAGCGAUCCGAUGUUUUUGUUCUUAGAUGAACCAACAACUGGUUUAGACAGUUUAUCUUGUUACCAAUGCAUCAGCGAACUUAAAAACCUCACACAUCAAGGCAAAACUGUUAUCUGCACAAUCCACCAACCCUCCGAUGGCAUUUUCAAACUCUUCGAUCAAGUUUACGUCCUGUCGCAAGGAUAUUGCACGUAUCAAGGCGAUAUCAAACAGAUGAUUAAAUUCUUCGACAAAUUGGAUCUACCCUGCAGUUUAUUCUCCAAUCCGGCCGAUUACAUCAUAGAAAUGUCUAGUGGUGAUUAUGGCCAAGAUAAAAUCGAGCGAAUGAUUGAAGCAAUCGACAAUGGCCGCAAUCUACUGUACACCACCGGCGAAGAAAUCAAGCAAAAGCCACCGAUGAACACGAAAAUCUGCCUCUCGCAUUUCUACGAAUUUCGAACACUUCUGAAGUGGCAGUGGUUCAAACUACAUCGAAACAAAAAUUUAGUGCACUUGAGAAUAUUUGGCAGUAUAUCAGUUUGUUUACUGAUUGGAGGAUUGUAUUUCAAUGCUGGCAAUGAUGCCUCGAGAAUGUUGCACAACUAUUACAUGCUUCUGGCUUUUAUCAUCGGCAAUACGCAACCAGCUUUAAUGUUAACUAUUCUAUAUUUUCCAAGAGAAGCACCAAUCUUAAAAAAAGAACUUUUCAAUGGCUACUAUCGACUUAAAAACUAUCUGAUAGCAAACACUCUGACCGAAUAUCCUUUAGCUUUAUUUUGUACUUUAUUAACAUCGGCAAUCACCUACUUAAUGACCGGCCAACUUUUGGAACUACGCCGUUUCGCCAUGUUUUCAUUCGGUCAACUUUUCGUCAUAUUAACAUCACAAAGCGUGGGACUUUUAAUUGGCUCCGGCAUGAAACUAGUGAAUGGAAUAUUUGUUGGUUCAUUCAUCUUAACUCCUCUGAUGUUAUUGAGCGGAUUUGGUUUCAUGCUGAAAGACCUCGCAAUGGCAGUGCGAUACGUGUCGAAUUUCGCUUAUCUCAAAUACUGCCUCAGCAUGUUAUCAGUGGCGCUCUUCGGUAUGGACCGCCCGAAGUGGACGUGCCCGGAUAACGAAUACUGUUUGUACAUGCGUGGUGAGCAUUUCAUCGCUGAGAUCGGCGUGGAUUUACAGCACUAUUGGCACGACGUGGCGGUUCUAUGCGCGAAUUAUUGCCUGGUCAAAAUUGCUACUUACUUUGUCAUGCGACAACGCAUGAACAAAUGAAAAUACCAAUAGAAUUAGACUUAGAAACAAAAGACGAAGAGAUUAAUUGGCUGGCCAAAUUUAUUUUAUGUGUUAAAACAUGUUUUAUGACUGUUUAAGUUGUUUUUAAAAUUCGUUAUUAAACAAAUUGUGAUUUAUUAUUUGAAAACAAAAAAUGCGUGUUGGACGGAGAGGUUAAACAUAAGUAUGACUUAUUAACAAAUUAUUAUCAAUAUACAAAUAGAAUAAUUUACUUUAAAAA